Molecule: messenger RNA, 396 nt
Organism: Pelobates cultripes (western spadefoot toad)
Lineage: Eukaryota; Metazoa; Chordata; Amphibia; Anura; Pelobatidae
Source: the annotation of a GenBank genome assembly
AUGUACAGCUUAGCUACCGACUGGCACAAAGCAGCAGGUAGCAAUGAAGGCCCUGCCCGGACUCACAAGUCACGGACCGCACAUCCGACACCGCCAGCCCGGGGCGCGACAGACUCGGAUAGCUUCCAAAUGCGGCCCACCACCAUACCUACUAAAACGGUGCAUCAAGCGAAGCCGGGAGGGCCUGCCAGCAUGUCACCCAGCUGCAGCAACACAAAGCCGCAAACAGCGCCCGGAAGGGCUAUGCCGCCAUACCACAGGAACAUACAGGGAUUCAAGCCCGCAAACCAACAUGGGGAGCAGAGAAACUGCCACACCACCAAGGAAACAUUCCAGCCACCCUCGGUACUGACGGAAGACCGGGAAGCAGCAGUAGAAUCCCUCCAGCCUACUUGA